AUGACACAAACUGCUGACCCAGCCAAGAGGCCAUUUUCUCUUGGUGGCGCUGUGUUCUUGAGGGGGAGAACGGGCAGCGGGAGGGCCCGCCGCCGGCUCCUGGGGACGGGGGGGUCCGAGCCCUGGGGACGGGGGGGUCCGAGCCCUGGGGACGGGGGGGUCCGAGCCCGCGGAGCGGAGGCGGCCGGCUGGGGCACUCGGCGGGGAGGCUCGGGGAGGCCGGCGGGGCGCUCCGGGCGAGGUGCGCGUUCACCGCCGGACCUGCGGGCACCUCGGGGCCGAGCACUGUUGGCCGCUCAGGCGGGCCGGCCGCCCACAGCCCGGGAAGGCAGAACCGCCGCCCCUCGCCCCAGCUCCCCGGGCCCGCUGGGGACCGCCGGUCCGCCCCAGGCCCGCCGCGCUGCGGGGCUCCGGGAGCGCCGCCUAUCCCCGCGCCCCGGGGGCCGGUCGGUGCCGGCACGGCCCCUGCCGCGGGAGGGGAGCGCCGGCUGCGCGGCGUUACCUUCCCAAGUCACGUCGUACAUCUCCGACACCUUCGCCAUCUUGGCACCGCCCCGUGACGCGCGCGCUGACGGGCCCGGCCGUCAUUGGCGGGAGGCGGGAGCGGGGCCGGCCCUGAGUCCCCUCUGCUCCCGCCCGUGGCGUCGCGGCCGGGAAGAGCCUCGUCCCAUGGGACGGGAGCCUCCGAAGGGCUGGAGCUGGCGGGGCCGGAGCACCAGGCAGCCGGCGCCUGCCCCGCCGGGGCUCGGGGCUGUGCCGGUCUGUGUUCACUCCGGGGCCUCGCCGACGGGGCACCUGCACGAUCCCCGGUCCUGUCCCGCCCGCAGGCCGAGGGGCCUUGCCGGGGUUAAAACCUCUGAGCCCAAGCUGAGGGCUGCAGAUUUAGGCAAUUCCCCAGUUAUUCUGGAUUCCUUCCCGAGACGUGCAGCCCUCCACCUGCACUGUAAGACGAGACCGGGUCCUGAAGUUAUGCACUGUAAGUGUUGCCUCCUGCCUUUCUUGGACAUAGUCUCGAACGACUUGCCUAAAAUCACAUACACUGUGUUCUGCCGAGCUCAAGGCUGACCCUUCCACUGCAUACCUCUGCUCUUACUGUGGAGUAGAAAACCAUCCACACUCACCAAGAGAUGGGAAUUAUUGUUACAAUAUCCCCUUAUGCCAGAUACUGUUAUAGUUGGAAACAGAAAUGUUUUUGGUAUUAAGCUUUUUCUUCUUGGAAACUAAAACAGUGGUUUUUAAAGCUGUUUUCUUAUGCCAAGGAGCUUCAUCAUUUAAUUCAAAGUUUAAAGUGUUUUGUUAAUAAAGCUUAAAAUGCUCUAAAAAGGGAAUAGUCAUGUGAAAUCUCUUUUCUGGAUCUGUCAUUUUCUGCUCUUGUGCCACUUCUGCAGGAACUAAGUGGAAAGGCAAUGAUCCCAAUCUCACAUAUUAAGUUGUAAAUGCACAGGUUUUUUGAGGGGAUUAUUUAAAAGUGCAGAAAAGUCACCACCUACUUUUUGUGGGUACCACAGCUAGUUCUACAGAUUACCAAAUGAAAAUGAAAAAAAAAAUAUUUUUGGUGUGCUAUUAAAAAAACCUUUCUCUUUUAUUAUGAAACCAGUGAGUCAGUUCAGUAAUAAUCCCAUCAGAAUUAUGGUUCAGAAAAGUGAUACCAGCCAAGGAAAAAAAAGCAUAGUAAUUUAACUCGCAGUUUACCAGUAAAGCAAAACAUGGAAGUCUGUGUCCUGUGCAUGAGAUAUGGGGCAUAUGGAGACAUUUGGGCUCAUCACCUACUAAAUAGGAUCUAGGAUCUAUUUUAGUUCAGUAAUGGGGGUGGUGGUGUUAGUUUACUAAUGUAUCGGUGGUGGCAUCCUUUUAGUAGGUAGGACACAGGAGAAAAUAACUCCAGGAUAGUCACAGCACAAGGAAGAAUGUACAUGUGUAGGAUCUGUGUAUGUUGUGAAUGAA
Molecule: messenger RNA, 1944 nt
Organism: Pipra filicauda (Wire-tailed manakin)
Lineage: Eukaryota; Metazoa; Chordata; Aves; Passeriformes; Pipridae
Product: collagen alpha-1(I) chain-like
Exons: 2
Coding region: 1-1065 (354 amino acids)
Source: RefSeq, a predicted model, not a curated record